Iphiclides podalirius (scarce swallowtail) is the source of this 1980-nucleotide messenger RNA. NCBI's taxonomy places the organism in Eukaryota, Metazoa, Arthropoda, Insecta, Lepidoptera, Papilionidae. The record is from the annotation of a GenBank genome assembly.
AUGGAGAAGCCAUCCUAUAAGCUGGUGGGCGCACCGUGCGGCCAGCACGGCCAGUACACCUUCUACAAGGCGAUCAGGCUCACCGGCAAGCGGGAGAGGAUCGUCGCGAUCGGGGACUUCUUCUUCGUGAGGAUAUGGCAGGACUCGGAGCUGGUGUCGAUCGGUGAACUGCAACUGCUGUGGACGGACAGGGUCUCCGACCAGACCCUGGUCAGCCUGAGGCUUUACUUCCUGCCGGAGAACACGCCCGACGGCCGCUGCCAGCACGGCGAGGACGAGGUGCUGGCGAUAAACGACAAGGUGGUCGUGAGGGCCGAGGACCUUCUCAGCUGGGUGUGUGAGGGUGCGGGUUGGCGGUGGGGGCUGCGCGCCGUGUGGAGGGGGGCGUGCGCGCCCCCCGCCGAGCCGCACCCCACCUCGCCCCUCCACCACACGAGGCUCGACUUCAGCGACGUGGAGCGCGAGAAGAACGCCAUAUCGGUGGACGCGGUCAGCCCUGGGGUCAUGGUGUUCUCCUACCCUCGCUACUGCCGCUACCGCGCGCUGGUUGCAAGGCUGGAGGGCAUCCAAGCAGACUGGCUCCGGGACUCUCUGGUCGCCGCCCUGGGCGGGUAUGCCGCCCCCACCAGGAACACGAGGAUACUAUACUGCAAGGACACGUUCGAGUACCCGGAGCUGGAGGGGCACGAGUUCGUGUGCAACCACCUGGCGCCGCGGCUGAAGGGCAGGCCGAGAGGCAGGCGGAGGCGCGCGAGGUCCCGCUCCGCCACGCCCUCCGACGAGGAGGACCACCGCGCCUACGAGCCCAGCACGCCGCGCCGCCUCUCGCUGCGCAACGGCGGCGGCGGCGCGGAGAAGCAGAGCGAGGAGGACGAGGAAGAGGAGAAGAAGCCCGAAGUGGAGACGGAGGAGGAGAGGGAGUUCCUGCAGCAGCUGAGGCAGUUCUACCGCGGGAGGCACGAGAGCUUCAAGAUGGCGCCCACGCUGAAGCACCUGUCGCUGCGCAGCCUCUAUGUGGGCGUGGCGUCGUUUGGCGGCUACGAGGCGGUGUGCCGCUCGCGCCAGUGGACCUCGCUGGCGCCCGACCAGCCGGCCCGCGCGCGCCGCCACUACGAGAGGUUCCUGCUGCCCUUCGAGAACCACGAGCGGCGCAGGGGCUCCAAGCUGUUCCGGCCGCGGCGGCAGAACGGCCGCGUGGCCAGCCCCGAGCCCGCCCUGCCCACCAUCGAGGUGCACGAGUCGCCGCCGCCACCCGCCUCGCCCACGCUCACGCCCACGCCCACUCCCACGCCCCCCGAUCGCCCCGCCACCCCACGGGAGCAGGUGACGGACAGCGAGAAGGUGGAGCCCCUGGACGGGACGGACUCCGUGGAGCCGAAGAUAAGCGUCAGACCAGUGGAGAGGCUGAACGAGGCGCCCGAGCGGGCUGGGUGCGUGGCGGAGGGGAGCGGAGGAGGGGAUGCCCCCGCGCAGAACCUAACAGCUGGUCCGGAUAUGCUGCCACAGCCGGAUGAGCACCGAGCCCCACCCAACGGCCAGCCAUCGCUGACCGCAAUGGACCAGAGGGGCGCUCGGCCCGCGGGGCGGAGCUCCCUCCGCGCCGUCAGGGUCAAGGCCACGAGGCCGGCCGCAGCAGCGGUCGUAACGACCAACGCGGUGCCGCCGCCGUCGUCGAUAAACAAUUUCGGCAUCCACCACCCGCCGACGCCCGCUCAGCCCGUCCGGCAGCCGCGGACGCCGCACAGCGACGACGAGAUCGUCGAGGUAAGGAGUGGAUUAAGGCUGGAUCGAGGGUGCAUGUCGACUGGAGAAAUGGUUGUCGAGGGUGGAUGUCGACUGGAGAAAUGGUUGUCGAGGGUGGAUGUCGACUGGAGAAAUGGUUGUCGAGGGUGGAUGUCGACUGGAGAAAUGGUUGUCGAGGGUGGAUGUCGACUGGAGAAAUGGUUGUCGAGGGUGGCUGUCGACUGGAGAAAUGGUUGU